Messenger RNA from Clarias gariepinus (North African catfish), 4990 nucleotides. It is a transcript of the gene mtmr1a, whose product is annotated as myotubularin related protein 1a. Lineage: Eukaryota; Metazoa; Chordata; Actinopteri; Siluriformes; Clariidae. Gene Ontology annotation, molecular function: phosphatidylinositol-3,5-bisphosphate 3-phosphatase activity. The transcript is spliced from 17 exons. The coding region runs from base 107 to 2125 and encodes 672 amino acids. Gene Ontology annotation, biological process: dephosphorylation. The record is from RefSeq and is a predicted model, not a curated record.
CACACACACACACACAGAGAGAGACAGUGUUACACAGCGGCCUCGCUUUCUGCACAGCGAGAUAAAGCGAUAGUGAGCAGCGUUCAGGAUACAGGAAGCGGAAAACAUGGAGAAACAGGCGUGUUCAGGCUCCGAGAAUCCCGCGAUACCGCCGAGAAAACCGCGGAGUCUGGGAGUGAACAUCGCCGCUCGGCAGGACAGCACCGACUCGGCGGACAGCCCCACAGGCUCUCAUGUUGAAUGGUGUAAACAGCUGAUUGCUGCCACAAUCUCCAGCCAGAUCUCAGGCUCCACAAUUCCUGAGGUUGUAAGCCGUGAAGGCAAGAUUGGGUGGAAUCUAGAGCAUAGGGUAUCCAGGAGGCCUAAUUUGAGGCAAGCAUUUAAAGACAUGCAGAGGCCAGUUCCCACAGAAGAAAUUCAACUUGUCCCUGGGGAGAGCGUUAAAAUAACUGCUAAAGAUGUGAUGUAUAUCUGCCCGUUUACCGGAGCCGUGACUGGCACGCUCACGAUCACCGACUACAAGCUUUACUUCAUUAGUCUUGAAAGGGAUCAUCCCUUCGUGCUGAAUGUGAAUUUGGGUGUGAUAAGUCGGCUGGAGACCAUCAGUGUUCAGAGUCAUGGGGAGAACACACAGGGACUGGAAAUUGUCUGCAAGGACAUAAGAAGUCCUCGGUUUGCCUAUAAGAAGGAGGAACAGAGUAACGUAGAAAUUGUGGAGACACUUACCAAGUGCGCCUUUCCUCUGUCCAAUGAUCUGCCUCUGUUUGCUUUGCAAUACAAGGAAAAGUAUCCAGUGGAUGGAUGGAAGGUUUAUGAUCCAGUGUCAGAGUACAAGAGAAUGGGUCUUCCCAAUGAAAGCUGGACUAUCAGUAAGAUGAACAGUAACUAUGAAGUGUGUGACACAUACCCUGCUCUCCUGGUCAUCCCAACUAGCAUCAAAGACGACGAGCUGAGACGAGUGGCAUCUUUCAGGGCUAAGCAUCGCAUCCCGGUACUCUCUUGGAUCCAUCCUGAGAGUCAGGCCACGAUCGUGCGCUGCAGUCAGCCUCUGGUGGGCCCCUCAGACCGCCGCUGCAAAGAGGAUGAGCGCUACCUGCAGACCAUCAUGGACGCCAACGCGCAGUCACACAAGCUGACCAUAUUCGACGCAAGGCAGAGCAGUGUCGCUGACACUAAUAAGGCUAAAGACGGUGGCUAUGAGAGUGAAAGUUUUUAUCCCAACGCAGAGCUGAAUUUCCUGGAGAUUCCCAACAUCCAUGUGAUGCGAGAGUCUCUGCGCAAGCUGAAGGAGGUGGUCUACCCUACCAUAGACGAACUUCACUGGCACUCUGGCAUAGAUGCCACACAUUGGCUGGAGUAUAUCAGGCUGUUAUUAGCAGGUGCAGUGCGUAUAGCAGAUAAGGUGGAAUGCAGUAAGAGCUCGGUGGUGGUGCACUGCAGUGACGGCUGGGACCGCACGGCUCAGCUCACCUCCCUGGCCAUGCUGAUGCUGGACUCGCACUACCGCACACUCAGGGGCUUCCAGGUGCUGAUCGAGAAGGAGUGGAUCAGCUUCGGACACAAGUUCGCCUCGCGUGUUGGCCAUGGAGAUGAGAAUCACGCCAACUCCGAACGUUCGCCCCUCUUUGUGCAGUUCAUCGACUGUGUGUGGCAGAUGAUGAGACAGUUUCCUUCUGCCUUCGAGUUCAACGAGCUUUUUCUCAUUACGAUCCUGGACCACCUCUACAGCUGCCUGUUCGGUACCUUCCUCUACAACAGUGAGCAGGAGAGAAUGGAAAAGGAAGUACAGAGUAAAACGAUAUCCCUGUGGUCCUAUGUGAACAGUCAGUCAGAGGACUUUACUAACCCGUUCUUUGUGGACUAUAAAAACCAGGUGCUUUACCCCCUGGCCAGUCUCCGGCAUCUGGAGCUCUGGGUGGGUUACUAUGUGCGCUGGAACCCACGCAUGAGACCACAGAUGCCUGUGCAUCAGAAUUUGAAGGAGUUAUUAUUUUUGCGUUCCGAGCUGCAGAAGAAAGUGGAAGAGCUCCAGCGAGAGGCCACAUCCUCACGCUCCUUGUCCUCAUCCUCAGAGCAUGCGUCAUCCUCCUCACAUGGUGGUACACCUCUUCAUACUGCCGUCUGAAUACACAUACACACACACACACACUUGCACAACAUGUAUUUAGGAGCACAUACUAUGUUUACUCAGUGAAUACACUCUCGUGCACAAGUAGGGAGUGGGUCAAGUUGUAGUUGGCAAAGACAGACAGACAGAUAAACACACACAUUCCUUUUUGCAAUUUUAACUGUUUAACUAAGUAACCUUGUGUCACAUUUUACAAUAUUUUUUUUUAUAAAUUGUGAAAUUUCUUGUAAAAAUAGUCAGCAUGUGUGCAUGAAGUCAUUGUAUUCCGAAGCUAGUGUUUUAUUGUCUUCCCUGUGGUCUCAUCCGCUCUUCUGUGCCAAUCCCGUUUUAUGUUUUAACGUGUAAAUGCACCUUUUAGCUACUUGAAGGUUUUUUUGUUUUUUUAAACGAGCCAUUUUAUUAGUUACUCUGUGUUUUAAUAUUUAAAUUACAUUUUGUCAUCAUACUGAAGAUUGAUUAAAUAUUUGACUAUUAUUUUCUCAUAAAUGUAUCUUUCAGCCUGUUUAUUUAGGAAAGCACUGAAUAAAUCGUACUAUUUUGUCAUGUAUUAGUAUGAAAGUGUUGACAUGAUGAUUUGGAGGUUUAGGCCAGAUCAAUUCCUGUGCUUUAAGGACUUUCAUUAGGAAUGUUUGCAGAAAUGUAACUCAUUGUAAAAAGUGUUGUCUGGAAGCAAAACAGAGGAAUAAGGAUACGUGUGGUAAAAUCCGUUUCCAGGGUUGAGGGUUCAAAUCCCACCUUCAGUCCUGUGAAUGUAGUUUGCAUGUUCUCCCUCUGCUUGGUGGGUUUCAUCCCGGUUUCCUUCCUGCCAGUCCUGAAGACAGGCAAUGUAGGCUGGCUGUCUUUUCUAAAUUGCCCAUUGUGUAUGAUUGUGUGUCUGCUCGAGUGUGACUCAACUUGUGACCUAGAUAGUCUCCAGGUGCCCCAUGACCCUACACAGGAUAAGUGGUGUAAAUAAUAGAUGGACUAAUAAAAGUCUUUGUUUUGCUUCCAUACAUCCUGCUCUGUAAAAAGGUUAUGAAGGUCCACUGGCGUUUUUUUUUUUUUUCAGGGUUUUUUUUUGUAAUAGAUGUUCAAUGUAAUAGAAGGUGAGUUGUUUGUGACUCAUCAGUGCAAUUCUAAAUCGGGAGGAAUGUUACACCUUCUUAACAGCUAUCACAUUUUAGCUACCUACCUUACUUAUAAUGCACCAAUACAGGUUCUUUUAACUUUUAUCCACAGGGUAAAAGGGUGUCCCUGAAAUGACAGUGGCACGGUUGGGUUGGUGGUUAAAGUGUUGGACUGUUAAUCAGAAGGUUUAAACUGGUUUAAACCUGAGCACCACCAAGCUGCCACUGUUGGGCCCUCAAACAAGUUCCUUACCCUUCAAGUGCUUAGAUGUAUAAGAUGAAAGAUCGCUCUGGAUAUGAGCGUCUGCCAAAUGGCAUAGUAAAUAUAAAAUGUAUUCCGUAACUUAAGAAAGGGAUCAUAAAUAAAGCAAACAUUUAAAUGUUUGAUACAAUCCAACAAAUUGUGACUGUAAUCCUGUUGGAAACAAUAUUCCAGGCUACAUAUCCAGUGAGGACGCAUAAUUAAGCCCCCUUCACAACCUUUACACAUUGUACUAUGUAUUUUUAUGCUCAUUCUCAUUCUAUACACCCACCAGUCAUUUUAACAGCACUUCCUGUCUUUCAGUUUGUUUAUGCACUUCUCCAAUCAUGUAACAGCAGCACACAUGGCAUGAGAUUCCCUUAAAAUGGAUUGUUGGAAAAACCUGCUCUCUGUCUGUGCAGCCUCAGACCCUUGGGGUCAUAAGUAGAAUCCGAUGAGGGUUUGAUGCUUUUUAAAGGUUUGACAUGCUGUAUAUUCUGACAUGUAAAACCAGCCUGGCUGUUUUCCUCUAAUCUCUCUGAUCAACAAGGUGUUUCCACCCCAAAGCUGUCACUUACUGGAAAUUACUUCUUUACAAUUCAGUGUAAAUUAAAUCUCGAGAGCGAGGUUUGGGGGAAAAAAAUCAUCAGUUUCUGAAAACCUUGAACAACCCCAUCUAGUACCAACAUGGUUGAUGGUACUGGAUUACAUUUUUUCUAUUUCUGGUGUUUGAUGUGAACAUUUACUGAAGCUCUUAAUCUGAUACCUCUUGAUAUUGAUUUUAUACAACAGUUCCACAGACACAAGUUAUUAACAGAUUAUGAUUUAUUUAUUUAUUUAUUUAACCAGUUAUUUUGCUGGCAAAGCUGGGACUGAUAGUAUAAUUAACAGAAGUGAAAGUAAUUUUGCUCCACACACCAUGUAGUGCCCUUGAUCAGGGGUUAGAGAGGGAUUUGGGAUUCAGCCUUAUAUUAGAUUAGCUUUGUAGCUCACAUUAGAUGCAAAUAAAACAUGGAAAGUUACGAGACAAUUCAUAACGACUAAGAGGCAAUUACUAGAUACAAAGUGUUGUUUAAGAUGACAUAACAUUAUUAGAUUUGUUUUCUUGCUAAAAGUGCUCCUGCGACUGGUUUUAAAUGUGUGUUUUGGCAGGCAGCUGCUCUCCGCUCUUUCCAGUACCGUAAACCGCACCGGCUUUUAUUUCCCCCAUGCUGCGACCCACAGUUUGUGUAAUUAAUGGUCUUUAAAACCCCUGUGAUGAUGAAUGAUGCAUAUAGUUAAACGUCCCAGUGGUGUUAUCGUCUGUCAUCACCACCUGUUACUCAGUUGUACAAACUAAUGCUUGUAUAAAUUUAUAUUGUGGUGCUGCCACAUGAUUGGCUGAUUGGGUAACUGCAUGAAGCAAUACAGUACAAGUGAUUCGUACAAGUUCACAUCAAACUACCGUUGAAUUUUUUUUUUUUUUUGGGGGGGGGGGCAAUACUUGAUAAUGUUCCUGAGUUAUUCCUGAUCUGU